Molecule: messenger RNA, 12532 nt
Organism: Cheilinus undulatus (humphead wrasse)
Lineage: Eukaryota; Metazoa; Chordata; Actinopteri; Labriformes; Labridae
Product: polycomb group RING finger protein 3
Exons: 10
Coding region: 227-976 (249 amino acids)
Biological process (GO): regulation of transcription by RNA polymerase II
Cellular component (GO): PRC1 complex
Source: RefSeq, a predicted model, not a curated record
CACGCAUCUCCAGGAGUGCUGUUUCGGCCUGUUCCGCGGCCGCUCGGUCAUCUUCGCCUCUUUGUUUUACUGAUAGUGGAUUUAACUCGGAUUCAACCCAAUAUCCAGCGGACCGUGCUGCUCCCAAACAGGCUCCAAUGAGAGGCUCUCCAUGAUGAGGAGCUAACACCGUCGGCCACAUAACCGCAGGAACAGACGUGGCUGCUGCACCAUCCACAGUCGACGCAUGGCGGUAUUAGGGAACCCCGACAUGCUGACGAGGAAGAUAAAGCUGUGUCACAUCAACGCCCACAUCACAUGUCGUCUGUGUGAGGGCUACCUGAUUGACGCCACCACCGUCACCGAGUGCUUACACACAUUCUGUCGAAGCUGCCUCGUGAAGUAUCUGGAGGAAAACAACACGUGCCCCACGUGUAGGAUUGUUAUUCAUCAGAGCCAUCCACUGCAGUAUAUCGGCCAUGACAGAACAAUGCAAGACAUUGUCUACAAAUUGGUACCGGGACUACAAGAGGCGGAGAUAAAGAAGCAGAGAGAUUUCUAUCAGAAGUUGGGGAUGGAGGUGCCGGGAGACAUUAAAGGCGAGCUUUGCAACAUGAAGACUCAUCUAGACCAGCGAAAUGGCGAUACAAAAUCAGAGGAAACAGCCAAUAAGGAGGCAGGAGAGGAGAAACCAGAAGAGGACAACGACUAUCACCGUAGUGACGAGCAGGUCAGCAUCUGCUUGGAGUGCAACAGCAGCAAACUUCGAGGUUUGAAGCGAAAAUGGAUCCGCUGUUCAGCACAAGCCACAGUCCUCCACCUGAAGAAGUUCAUCGCCAAAAAGCUUAACCUGACAUCAUUUAAUGAGCUGGACAUUUUAUGCAACGAGGAGAUUUUGGGAAAGGACCACACUUUGAAAUUUGUUGUUGUGACAAGAUGGAGAUUUAAGAAAUCCCCCCUCCUGCUCCAUUACAGACCCAAGAUGGAUCUGCUGUAGCUAAAACGGACAAACGGUUGUUUAUUUUUUUGUUUGUUUUUUUGGCCCAGUGGCCGCGGACUGUGCCGAACCUUUUUUAUUUAUGCAAAGACGAUCAACGAACCAACACCAAGCAAACUCCCGACGCUCAAAGUCAACACAAGCCAGCAACAUCAGGACGGGACGGCGGGGUCGUACCGAGGGGGACAAAAACAACACAAACUGGUAACCUCCAGCACAGAAACUGCAACACUGGUGUGUUUUUAAAAACUCAAACAACCUUUUUUUGUCCGCGACAUCCUAGAUAUGUGAACAAAGAAAAAAAAACAGAAAAAAAUGGAAAGAAAGCAUAUAUUUAUACUUUUGUACAGAAGAGACACAUGGACCCAAGACACUACUGGUGCUCUGUUUACACGCAAACAAGAUGUCGGGAUUCACGUAACCGUCUUUUUGAGCUUCAUGCAGAUUUCCUCCGCCUGAGACGACGACUGAAAGGAAAGGAGGACGAUUUUUUUAAAAGGUGUUUGUUUUGUUUCUUCUUCACAACACUCGACACGUCUUGGGAGCACAGAAAGUUUAUGGCAAAGUUCUAUAACAGGCAUCGAUUUUAAGCCGCUGAUCAAGUCUCUGAAUCUUUUUUUAUGAUUUGAUUUUGUCUAAUUUGCUAUUGGGUUCUUGAUGAUUGUCAAUUGUGAAUAGGCUUAAAAUGUUUUGUGUAGUAAUUUAUGUUCUAUAUACCAAUAUUGUACAUAAAAUGUCAUUACAGAGAGAGAGAGAGAGAGAUUGAAAGAAAGAAAGACUUUAGACUGUUAAAAGAAGAGUGGAUCCCAGAAGUGCUAUCUAUAUUUUGGGCGAUGAGAGGAGAUAAAUUAGGAUUUUUAAAAGACAGACUCAUUAUCAGUAUCAAAAUAUAUAAAUGCUUCUUUAUGAUGUCUGGGAAAGACAGAAAAUAUAUCAAAUCCUCUGAGUACCUGGGGUCUUAAUAUGUUACAUCGCUCUCGUAGCAUUUUGAGAAUUUAAGGCAGAUAAGAAGAAAGCUUCCGAUCCAUCUUCCCAUCCUUCAUCUCACUGCCUUCCAAGGAAAGCAGCUGCUUUUUUAUGUUGUUUGUUUUUUUCUUACACCUGGGGGGUGCACCACAAAGUGAGAUUAAAGGGUAAGCCAGGUCUGUUGAGUUUUCUCUGUUACCUGUCUUUGAACCCGGAUAGAUCCCCAUGCUGAGUCUAAUCAAAUUACUGGUUGGUACCAGGUUAUGUUAGGAGUUACAGCCGAAAAAAUCAGCAGCAGAGACCUGUCAGUUUUAUUAAUGAUUGCCUGAGAAUGCUCUCGACUGGUGUUAUAGAUAUGGAGAAUUCUGGAAUCAUACUGUAGCAUUUAAAGCCACAGUAUAAAGUUGUGCAGUAACAGAAACACAGGCCCACUGUGUGCAUCAGUAGGCCUGCAAAAGGACCAGCAAGGGCACAGCAGCCUAGGAACCUAGUAUCUUUAUGUUUGCUCUAAAUAUCCUGAAUAGUCCUUGCAACACAGCUGCUUUAACAAAGAUAAAACAAAGAUAAUGAAAUUAAAUUUUUUCUAAGAUAUAUAUUUUUGGAGGCUUUCUAUGCCUUUAUCUACAGAAGAGGACAGUGGAUCAGUGGAUAGAACCAGAAACAGGGAUGGGGGGCUUCCAAAUUAAAAGCCAUUUUUGCUUAUUUUUUCAUGGCAUAAGGGUUAUCUUGACGUAUUAUCUUAUAGUCCAUGAUUAAGGUUAUUCUAUUUGAAGCAUUUGAAUCUUUGGCUCCCAACCUGGACCCCAUAAGAUCUUUGUUUGUGUGCUAGAGGUUGACAGAAUUAGGCUUGCAUGAAUAAUUAAAAUCAUCAGGAAACACUUAUUAAACCAUUUACACAAAGAUCCUUUGGUUAGGGAAUCACGUGCAGACCUAUUCUCUAAGGGUUUUAACAAUGAAACAGUUAAAGUCUAUGCUACUUUUUGACAGCAAUGCUUAAAUGUUUUUACGAGUGGUCCUUAGCUUUUCUUAGAUUUGGUUGGUGGCUAAAUCACGAUCUAGCGAAUGAGAAUAAUAUUUAACAGAAAAAUAAAGGCAUGAACCCUAGGUAAGUGAGUGGACGUGUGGCCUGGUUAUAAGGAAGUCUUGGCCUGACACUUCACAAUGGACCAGAGCCUGAAUGAGCUUUGGGAGACAGAUUUGAAUACCAAUUUAACAAUCACACUUACAGUGUUUUGGAAUUAUUUAGAUUUAGCCUUUAAGGAAAGAAAAAGGUUGGGAACCAUUGGUUUAAAUCACUUUCAGAGUUGAAGAGCUGCACAGUUUUUUUUUUUCAUAAGGAUAAAUUAGAACUGCAGACAUUUUGUUAGACUGCAAAAUCCACUGAUUGAUAUAAAAAUUGAAGAAUUACAUCCAUGCAGCUUCUCAUGUUUAAUGCAGCACUAGCAUCAAUUAAGUUUUUGUAUUUAUUAUUUUGAUCUGACAGUGAGAAAGAUGGGAUUGUUCAAUUUUGUGCAAUCAAAAUGUCAAAUUUAUCUUUGGAUCAAAAAUCAUGCAUUCCAGCCCUGCACACCAGGUCUAAAGCAUUAAUUUUUUUAUUCACUAUGAAAAUUCGCAGUAUGAACUAAAAUGGCUUUGUACUUUGAAGAAAUGAUGGCAGUGCAAAUUAUUUUGUGGUUCUUUCACUCCUUGAACAACUAAAAAGGAAACACUGGUUUAUUCACCUUGACAGAGUCAUUCAUAUAUUUAGUUUUUAUGCACAAGCUUGUGAGUCACGGUGCUGUGCCAAGUUAGAGAGCGAGAGUGGAAUUCUCAGAGCUCAAGUCAAUCUUUUUUUUAUUUGGCUAUGAGUGCAAAUUUUGCCCUUUUUGUUAUAUAUUCCAUGUUUUAUAUCCACAUGGACAAAUCACAGAGCUGAGAGUGAAGUUUCAGCUUGUGAGAGAGAGAGAGGGGAGCUGCAGCCACUGCUCUGAAUAGUCAGUCUCCCAAUUAUAUGACUUGGGCGGAUGCAAGAAACACAAGAACCUAACGUGUUCAGAACAAAAACAACACAGAAAAGCUUUAGAGCAAGUCCGUAAACAUGAUUAACACAGCAUAAGAUUGUAUGUCUUCAUAAGCAUGACAAAAAUAGACUCAGUGUGCAAAGGCAUUAAAUACUGAGUGAACCAAGAAUGCUCAUGAGCUGAUUUAUGACAGUCGAUGUUUCAACUGGAGUUUGUGGAUCUCUGUGGAGUCCGUUUAGUCAUCGGGCUCUUGAGCUUGCUUUGUGGUACACCCCUCAGUAUCGAUUAUUCUUGUCUUAAAAGAAAUGCUACACAAAACACUGUUGUUCCAAAUGCCUGCAAGACAAAACACAAUAUUUGAGCUGUAUUUUUAUUGAUUUUGAUCACACCAUGCACUCCUUUCUAUCCAUCCUUGUAUCUCUGCAGUCUCUCAGCAGAUACACCCACAUGUUUACAGAUUUUAGCUUGAACUUUUAGCAGCAGAUGUUGACACCACGCACCCUCAAACCAUGCUUCCAUUUUGUUUCAGUUUUACUGCAAUACUCUCCCUCAAAGCUGCAACAUAAUUUCAUUUCUGCAACUCUAGCCUCGUUUGCGUUAAAAUGCUCCUUCUAUAAGGUUUGUGUGAUUUAAAACUUUUUUUAAAUCUCAUGCAAAAAGGAGAAGUAUGGACAUUUUCUCAGCUUAAGAAAGUAAGCUAAUAAGAAUUCUGAUUCUGAACGGUCUAGCAAAAUUUUCUCUUCUGUAGGAGAUCAGAUGGCUUAUUCUACAACACAAGUGCAGAAAACAGAUGGCACAUUAUUGUGUUUUUAUGGGAUAUUUUCAGUUACUUGUCACUGCCAGUUGGAGACUUAAAUGUGCAAAGUGUUUCUAAAGGUCAACAGGAUUUCUACAUGUCUCAAAAGUCUGAAAAACUUGGAAUAUUUUGCAGGAUCAGCUACAAAAGACACAAAUUUAAUCACCGUUUUUAAGAACUAACUCAAAUUCAGGUGCGACACAGGGACUGAGGUUUCUUUUUGUCCAUUUUGAUAAUGAAAUUCUGGAUAAAAAUGACUGCCGUUUGGUCAUUUGGUGCUCAUAAAUGUGUGUUUGUUCAUGCUGUAACUGCGAUACAGCAAACCAAUGUUUUCGUUAUCAGCAACGUCUUAAACUCGCAGCAUUCAAAGCAAACUGUCUUUAAAGUAACCACGACUGGAUUCCUGAACGCCUCGUCAGACCUCAAGUAGUAUUACCUCACUGUUCCUUAUUUAACCCUCUGUAUCUGCCCACAACAAGCUCUUCUGUCUGUGUGUUCCCCUGCAGGGUUUCUAGCCAUCACUUCAGAGCUUUAUGGAUUUAGAAAUAACAUUAAAAUACUUAAAACCCUGAAAAACUUUCAUUCUUGUUAACAAAAACUGAGACUUUGCAAUUUAAAUGUUUAGUAACCUUGCUCAAGAAGGGCCUAUGACGUAUUUGAAAAAAAGAACAACAGCAUACUGGUCUGUACUUACCCAGCUUAUUUCUGAUGCUAAUAUUUUUUUUUUUUUUACCCUUUUCCCAGCAGCCUUUGUAAAAGAGUCAUUGUUUUUGGUUUUUGCAUCAAUUGAAGUACCUGAAAAUUGGCAUGAUCAUGCUUUUAUUGCUACUGCCACCAAUGCUGAUCACACUUUUGCUUUGAUAUAGCAGCAGGUUCAGCGGUUGGUCAGUCUACUUAGCUUUGCAGUGCACUAGGGCCUCCUGUAGGUGGCAGCAUAGUGAGCACAAAAGUCAUCCUUAUUCAGUCAACAUACAAAAGACAUAAUGUAACUUUUGUGGCCUUAUUUAAUUAGCUAAUUAGCCUUAUCCCGCUGGUUUAAACACAGAUUUCAACACUGGAUUAAAAUAGGGCUUCCUACAAAGUUUUAGGGAUGUUAGCACGCCUGCUUACAGUGAAAGAUGACUGAUCCACAGCAGCAGUAAAUGAGUUGUUGUCAAGCUGCAUUUCAGUUUAAAUUGAUGCACAAUACUCAUGUACUAAAUAGUUACAGGCUGGCAGUUUGAUUAUAGAAUUACAGUGCUUCUGUCUACUACAGACACCAGAGUUUUUACCACAUGUGAUCAGUUUUGGUGAUUGAUGAGCACUGAUUUUGAUCUACCCAUAAUGACUGGUUUGUGAUCUCUAUAAAAGAGCUUUAACUCUUACAAGCGCACUGUUCUGGGUUAAAUCUGACUUCACAAAUCCAAUCUGCAGCACAAACAUUCAGCAUCUUUUAACCUUUAUUUCAGUUAUUUUUCAGUCUCUAUUUUCCCCAUCUUUGCUGCUGUUAUCACUCUUUAAACAUUGCCAAAUCUUGUGCAAUGGCAGUUUUCUUUACCCAAAGGCGAAACUAAAGAAAAGGAAAACACUCCUUUGCUUUAAAAAGAUCAAAAACCAAAAGCAAUGAUCCUUACAGCUUGUCAAUGUCAGAGCUUGUUAAAACCCCCUUACAGAAACGGUGUAAUCAUGUGCGCUUCUCUGUCUUUGUAAGUGCAGACUUGGUGUUUUAAAGGCUUAUAAACAGGUUAUGUCAUAGAAAUGAGGCUAAUGUCAGUUACUUUGACUCCAGUUGUAAAGAUCCCCUGAGGCUGAUGUCAAAGUGAUCCUGUGUAUCCUCAAACUUUAGGUGAAUGAUGUUUCAACCCCUUACCAUACAACUGGAAUGUUUCCAUCGAGUCUUUCCAUCCAUAACCUGAGACGUCAGUCUUUAAUCUCUCUCCAUGUGGACUUUUUUUCAUGUUUUAAGGCACAGUUCUCCUGUAAACAUUCAGUCUGUUUCUGAUAAAACCUCCAUAAAUGUUCAGAAGCUUCUCCUUCAGGUGUUAAAACUGUAAACUCCCCUGAUAAGGUGCUAUCAUAAUCACGACUGCAAACAGACUUAUUUCUAUAUAACUGUCUCAGAUCAGUGCAUUGAGUGUUCCCGGUGCUUUUGAGAAUGACUGGCAUUAAAUCAAAGCUUACACAUCAGUAUGUGUGUUCAAUUAUGCCCUGUUUUAUUGAACAUGGUGGUGUUCACACUGCUUCUUUGGUUUUCCCUCUCACAUCAGAUUUUUCAUGUACAUAAUUCAGAUGUCAGCACUUUGGUCUUUACUACAAGUUUGGUAAAGCGCUCAUGUUUUAUGUGCGCCCUUCAUCACAGUGACCAAAAAGUCACAGUAACCCAAGUGUCUGCAGUGUCCCCAACAUAAUAAAGUCAUAGACAAUGAACUUAUAAAGACUAAUGAUUAUAUUUUAUGUAUGCAUUUGUUGAAAAUCAACAGUUUGAUGCCAUUUAAGCUUAGGUGAAGUUCCUCUGCUGUGGUCGGGGCACUCCCAACCUUAGAAAGCUCAUCAGCGUCUUGAAUAACACUUCCUCUGCUAGCAUGCUGCCAUCUUAGUUUACCGUAGACUUGCAGUUCUUUGGAAAGUUACUGAACUUAAACCAUGUGAUCAUUUGUCUGUUUCUACCUUUUACCCGCUAAAGGCUUAGUUAUGCUUUCUGCAUGUGCGGCAGCAUGGAGACAAACAGACGUGGAAUCGUGGCGUUGAAACUUGUGAUGCGUUCAUACCUAAAACCGGCUUCUUCUUGCUGCAAACCAAUAUUCUACCAAAAGCUAGGGGGCAGUGUCUUCAAAAACAAUGUCUGUGGCAUGUUUCGACAUCUGGGUUUGCUUCAGAGAUGUGCAUGGCCAGGCAAAAAUUCACAGUAUGGGACCCCUGAAAAGAGGCGUGUCUUAAGAUCCCAUUUGACACAUGGGCACUCCUAAUUCUGCGGAUGCAUCAAGUAUAAAACAGGCUUAAGGAUAAACAUCUUCAUCAAAUUCAAGCAGCUAUCUUCGCAACUCAGAAACCUUCAAUGCAAACAUGACAGAUGCAUUCAAGAUCUAAAAAGUAUGCAUCCUAUCAGAGUCUAUGCAAUUGGUUUUCAUUGCAGUUUUCAUUCGUUGUGGGGUUAUCAUGAUACCAGAAGUUGCAACUUCAAUAUAACACUAGUAAUAAACAAUAUCAGACCAUGUUUUGAUAUCACAGAAACAAAAAUUAUAGUCCAAGGCACCCAAUGAUUUGUCAUUUCUUGAGUCAGUUAAUAAAAACGGCAGACGACUCCUGCAUUUUGUCCUUUGUGCACAGAAAAUAGCAUUAUUUAAUUCAGAAGGUUUUUUUGAUAUUUUAUAAUUAAAAUAACAGAUGGUAAUUCACCUUAAAGACAUGGCAUCUACAGAGAAAAGAAGUGUCAAACUGUAACAACCUUACCUCUAAAACCAUAGGAUCUGUGCACACAGCAGUCUGUCUGACCUGGGUUUUGCUCCACCCUCGGCUGCUUGUUUCUAUUUCUCAUAUGAGGUGCAGCUCAGAGCCUCUGGAUUAUGAGUUAAGAAGGGAACGAUACAACUAACUACAUGUUAGUUUGCCUCUCCUAUGAUGUUUACUGGUGUAUUACUUUGAAAUUCACCAGCUGCUCUAUGCACAACCAUCCCUGACUUCCUGUGUGGGUUGAUCUGCUCUGCCCAUCUUGAUGUGUGCUGGAAGCAGCUUCAUUUCAAGCAGAGUGGAUUGGCGCUUGUAUGCUUCAGAGCUGGAUUUGAACUCAUGCUAGGAAAUCCAUGCAUUGACUAGACAGGGUGCAGUUAUCUCCAGAGUGCAUGGUUACUUUCUCUGAAUAAUUUGCACAUCUCUGAAAUUGGUCUCAAGUGUUUUGAAUUCAUCUGGUGGACACAGAUAGAGCACAGACGUUGCUUCUUGAUUAUGCUGUAGACAUGUCCUGGCUUUAAAGUUAGAUUUGAAGGGCAUUUUUUUGUCAAAGAUCUUUGUGAAAAGGAAAUUUAAAAAAAAAUUACCUUUGUCAUUUAAAUGAAAAUUGGGUCUUUUAUCAAAAGUAAAGACUAAUAAUUUUUAAGUCUGUCAUAUUCAAACACCUGUAGUCAUCACUUUAGUGUACUUAUUUAAUACUGUUAAGAUAAAAGAAACAAUAGAAUAGACUUCCGAUAUGUCAGUUUUAUGAGAAAACUUUUCCCGUCAUUUCCCUUUUAUUCCUCCCUUUACUCCACUCAACCCCCCUUAUUCCCUCCUUAUUUCCUUUCCCCCCUGAUUUCUCUCCUUAUCCCAUUUCCCUCUUGUGUCCCCCCUAUAAAAUCUGGUCAUGGUCUAAAACUUUACGAUGCUAUGAUAUUGUUAACUUCAGUAUUAAAUAGACAGGUACUAAACUUUCUGAUGACCCAGUUGUCUAAAAGCAGCCUCUGACAUCUAUUUCAUUAUAAAGUUAUAAAUAGAGAGAACAGCCCAAAAGUCUGAUGUGAGAACAUUUAGAAAACACAUAAAGCUGCAGUGUGAACGAAGCCUUCCAUGUUCCUUUUGUUAACUUUUGUUCCUACAAUCCUGUGAGCUGUGUUCUGAUUGGAGGAAACCUGGUGAAAAUGUGUUUGCCACAGUGACGGUCAGAGACCGUCUCUGAUGCUGGUGCUCUCUUCGGUGCUAAACUUCUUGUUUCAAAUCUUCAGACUUCUUCAAAAAGAUCAUGCCAGAGACAGAAAAAAGCACUUUGUUGAGAAGUUCUCACACAUCUUUGAGUCCUGGAGUGAGUGUGUCUGUCUGAGCCGUGCAGAUCAAGAAGGUGCCGGCUGUUUUUCUGUUCCUUCAUCAUUGGAUUGUCGGGUUUGGUUAACCCACUUGUCUAGGCUUGUUAUGAAAGGCAAAUAGAAGGAGUUUAAAUAAGACUGUGACGCACACGAUGCUGUGAAAAAAACAUGGUGAGAAAAUGCAUGCAAGCUGCAAUCUCCUGCCUCACACUUAUUAUUGGCUUCUCUGGUGUUUAAUCCUUUACUUAGGUGGAGAUUUGUCUGUGCACAAAAUCAUAAGUAAAGAACAGAUCUCAUACUGUUGAUCCUGUGGGAGAUUUGACCUUCUUGGGGCGUUUUCACACCUAAUAUGUUUGCUUUGGUUGAAACAACCUUGAGUCCAUUUGCUGGUUGGUAAUGGCACUGCAAGGUCCAUUUUUACAGACUUAGACGCUGCAGCUAAACCACGCUCAUAGCUACCAUCUCGAUUUUUCACUAAGAACCUCACUAUCUGAAAACAAGCACAUUAGCUUGACUUUUAGCAGGAUAGAUCUGCCUGAUGACAGACAUAGAAUCUGGGCAAUCCAUUGGCUUUGGAAGGUUAUAUUUCCCUUUCUUACUGCUCACUAAAAAAAGUCAUAGAUUACAGCAAUUAAUGGAUUUUUUUUCUUAAGAUUACAAGUUCAAAAUAUCACAAUGUUUCUGGGAAACUCAUCUGAGUAGGCCGUAGUUCAGGAGGAUUAAUGUGCACCUUCUCUUCAACUGUCCCAACAAGCUCAUUUGUGUUCUCUGUCCUAUUUGAAAUUGCAACAUGUCUUCAGUCUGUUUACAUCCAGGAUUUUUCCUGCAGGACAUUCCAACCAAUUAGAGAGCAUUUCCUUGUGCAUGACACUUGUAAGUGUCCCUGUCAGUAGAAGAAGGAUUGCUUCAUUGUUCAGACCAGAGCAAACAAACUAUAGGUGUGAAAAGCCCUUAGUGUAAGCUGCAUACUCCACCUACUGUGCACCAGAGUGGAUCAGUGUUCUUGCUUUUUACCGCCGCUGACAUUGAGACAUCAGAGCCGCUACGAUUGACAGACAAGCUAAGAGGCUCACAGGAGGCUGGAGUCUGCCUCGCUGCAGAUCUGAGCUGGUAUCUUAGAAAGCUCGCUGACGUGAGGGAAUGCCUGGAUCUGUCAGGGCUACGGCUCUCGGGCCUCGUCUCCUCCGCUCUGACCUUGAACAGCUGUCAGCUUGUUUAUCUCCUGCAUAGAUCUGUGUGAGGCUCAGGGUCAAGCUGCUGUGGUUUCACAUCUUCACGUGAAAUGUCAGCACCAGGAAUUUGCGGUAUUCCUCCAGUAAACAAUUUAUCUGGGUUGCUUUGUGCUGAGUUACUCUGAGAGUUUUGGAGCCGUCGCUAAAAGGCAGAAACAUUCAUUUCAAGCUUGUUGGCAGCAGAAUGAUUCCUGGCAACUUGGAAAAGCCUAUUCUGUGCUCUCUCUUCUGUAAUAAGUGUCCACUCCAGGAGUGGGAUAGCUUUCUUUGUUGCCCAGCUCGUUCGUUUCCUUCAUUUCAGGGUCAUCCGUAAAGCCCUGAUAAUCUCAUGGCCCUGGCUUUCUGUGUGUACGUGAGACCUGGAGGGUCACUCAGACGGCUACAUGGACUGAAAACACACUCCAAAAUGUAUCAUUGAUAUUGUCUGGCCGGGGUUGCAGCAGCUGGUACCUCCUCUGAAAAGGCUGCCCAGCUGUAAAAGCACAAGUGCACAGAGCCGAGUCUCCAUGGGUGGUGCAGUUCUGAAGAGCAAAUGACCGUUUAAAUUAUGGAUUGUUUCACCACUCCAGGGUUGUGGCUGUUGUUUUUAGAGAUUGUUCCCCAGUCGUAGGUUCAGCACGGUGGCUGAAAAUGACUCCCUUUGACUUUUAUGAGAGCUAGAAUGACACCGCUGGUUUCAGUAAUUGGGAAAAUCAGUCAACUGCUACCAAACCUGCAAACAGUUGUGUUCCCCUUUGAGCCAUAGCAGAUGUCAUUUAUAAAUCUGUCCAGUUUUUUAAUUAUUGCUAUUUAUUAAUGCUGAAAAAGUGACUUCUGCAGUAGCGUCAUGUUCAAUGAAUUUUUAGAAGGAGAUUUUGCUCACAAAUUAGUCUCUUUACUUUUUGUGAAAUCCAUGAAGAAAUGCUUUUACUCCUGAGUUAUGAAUUCAAGCAGCUUGGUCUGUGGUCCUCAGCUUCCGAAUAUGAUGAUCUUGUUUCCUGUAGCAUCUGUUACAUAUGUGCCGGCUUUUAAUUCAGAUCAGGUGCUGCAUACAUGCAUAUGUAGAAAAGGUAAACCCUGGUUCCUAACUGGUUGGUCAGGACCCAAAACUGGGUAGUGGCUGUGUGCCUGGAAAAAUAUGUGGCAAAAAGUCUAUGAUGAGAUUUUAUUUUGAAGGUUAUGUACUCAUCUUUUUGUUUUGUCACAUCUUUUGUUCCAUCUCAAGCACAAAUGUUCAGAAAUUUGUGUCACAAUUGGUCAACAAGGAAUUGAUAGGGGAUCCUGACCCACUGAUUUAGAGCAUACCCAGACCCUUUUGUGACUUCUUGUACCUGGUGAUAAAGCCCAGACCCUGUUUGUACAUUCUGUACAACCAUCUUUAAAUGUUUACACAUUACAAUUUAAUAUGAAGUCUGCAAACAAACUUCUGCACUCUGCAUCUUGCAUUUUUAAAGGACUCAUUCCUCUCUUUUGCACCUGUCCUAUGAAAUACAGAUGUGGAAUAAUUUUUUUCUUCUUUAACUUAAAAAAGACUGCUUUUUGGGAAGUUACAUAGAAUUUUUUUUUUGUGUUAGGGAAUUCAAAAUACAUUACCUAAAUAAUGAAUGUACAUUGAAUUCUGCAAACUGACAAAGACCAGUGGUUCUCAAGUGGCCUGGCCCAGGACCCACCAGUCUGUCUCACAACAGAUCGGGACCCAAGUUUCCAAAUAUUUUCAACAACCAGUGUUAAUAUCGUCGACUAAAACUAUGACUAAAAAUGUUUGUCGACAGCCUUUUUUUCCAUGACAAAAACUAGACUAAGACUAACAAAAUAGAUCUGUGAUGACUGCA